AUGUCCUCCUUCGCAAAGGCCUUGUCACCCGCACUCAGGGAAGUCAGGAUUCUCAUGUCUCAGACUGGGACAGCCUCUGCUGGCGCACGGCAGUUCGUCCAGUCCACAUACCCGACCCUGAAGCAACAUAACCCGGAUUUACCGGUACUUAUACGCGAGGCAACUGGUACACCAGCACGCGCAUUUGCGCGGUUUGAGAAGGGCGUCGAGAAGCAUGUCGAACUGGAAAACCUCUCGGCUGAGGAUGUCGGUGCCAAGUUAACACAGUUACUCCACUAG
This is a messenger RNA of Peniophora sp. CBMAI 1063, 279 nucleotides long. NCBI's taxonomy places the organism in Eukaryota, Fungi, Basidiomycota, Agaricomycetes, Russulales, Peniophoraceae. The record is from the annotation of a GenBank genome assembly.